AUGGAUGUUGUCAAUGCGAGUACAAUUGCUGUAGCUGAUGAUCAAAUGAAUGUUUUCGCUUAUAAUCUUUAUGAUCAACAAUUGUCUACAACAUUGAAUUUACGAAAAAUGUUUCCUGAUUAUCCAUGCAUGUCAGAACAGAUAGCAAGUAAUUUACGAGCUAAUGAUCAGUACGCCUAUGUGACGAGUUCAACCAAUAUUGAACCGUUUGAUCAACAAUAUUUAUUUCGUAUUCAUUUCAAUGAUACGAUGAAAGGUGUUGAUUUACUUCCAUUCGCGGAUGAAAAUUAUGGUUUAACAGAAUUAGUCACAUUCGUAGACACUGUUUACCCAUUUGAGCGGUUAUAUGAGGCUGAAGACUAUUUCAACAAGUAA
Messenger RNA from Rotaria sp. Silwood1, 375 nucleotides. The record is from the annotation of a GenBank genome assembly. Lineage: Eukaryota; Metazoa; Rotifera; Eurotatoria; Philodinida; Philodinidae.